Messenger RNA from Staurois parvus, 376 nucleotides. Lineage: Eukaryota; Metazoa; Chordata; Amphibia; Anura; Ranidae. The record is from the annotation of a GenBank genome assembly.
UUAACCACCUCCCGUCCGGCCGUUGCAUAUAAACGGUCGGACGGUGGCAGUGCAGGGUUUAUAAACGUCCUCCCCGCACCCUGCUUGUGCGUGCUCCCUGGGAGCGCGCAGCACCGCGAUCUGGUGCCCGCUGUGUCCUCCGGACACAGUGAAACGCUGAUCGUCGGACGGGACCUCUGUACGAGGUCCCGAUCAUGUGAUCACUGAUUGGCUAAUCAGUGAUCACAUGCAGAGUAGUAAGCAAGAUGUCACUUCUGACAUCAUUGCUUACUACGUGUGAAAUCUGUGAAUGAUCACAGAGGUCACAUGGUACAGGGCUAUUCACAACAGCCUUAUACCAUGUGACAAGCUGUGACCAAUCACAGCUCACUCAGUA